Molecule: messenger RNA, 2469 nt
Organism: Nerophis lumbriciformis (worm pipefish)
Lineage: Eukaryota; Metazoa; Chordata; Actinopteri; Syngnathiformes; Syngnathidae
Gene: dph6
Product: diphthamine biosynthesis 6
Biological process (GO): protein histidyl modification to diphthamide
Molecular function (GO): diphthine-ammonia ligase activity
Source: RefSeq, a predicted model, not a curated record
UUGGGUCCUUUAACAACCCGGAAGUAGAGGCUGUCGCGUGCAGGCUCUAUGAUGCCGGCUUGUUGUACGUCUUUAAAAUACUUGCAUUUUACUCCACAUUCCAGGGAUUAAUGUUUGAGUUUUUAGAGGUUUGGAAAGAAAAAAAAAGUCUGGAGAUGAAAGUUGUCGCGCUAAUAAGUGGAGGAAAAGACAGCUGCUACAACAUGAUGCAGUGUGUUGCUGCUGGCCAUCACAUUGCAGCUCUGGCCAAUCUGCGUCCUGCUGACACAGAUGAGUUGGACAGCUACAUGUACCAAACUGUGGGUCACCAGGCCAUAGGGCUGUACGCCGAGGCCAUGGACGUACCUCUAUACCGACGCACCAUCCAGGGCUUCAGCUUGGACACCGGCAGAGACUACCGUGAGACAGCAGGGGACGAGGUGGAAGACCUUUAUGAGCUGCUGAGCCUUGUCAAGGACAAAGAAGGUGUUGAGGCUGUGUCCGCAGGAGCUAUUCUUUCUGAUUACCAGCGGGUCCGUGUUGAAAAUGUGUGUCUGCGUCUUGGUUUGCAGCCUCUAGCCUACCUAUGGCGCCGAGACCAGGAGUCGCUGCUCGCUGAGAUGAUAUCAUCUGACCUCCACGCCAUCCUCAUCAAAGUUGCCGCCUUUGGCCUGGAUCCCGACAAGCAUCUGGGAAAGUCUCUGGCUGACAUGGAGCCUUACCUGAAACAGCUCUCGCAGAAGUACGGCGUCCAUAUUUGUGGCGAAGGAGGGGAAUAUGAAACAUUGACCCUGGAUUGUCCCCUCUUCAAAAAGAGGCUCGUCAUUGAUGCGGCGGAGACAGUGAUACACUCUGCGGACGCCUUCGCUCCGGUUGGCUACCUUCGUUUCACUGCCAUGCACACCGAGAGCAAACCCAGUGAUGUGGCGGCGAGAGCGGUGGCUCGUUGUCCUUGCCGAAGCGCCAUUGACGAUAUUACGGAGGAGGUGGAAUAUGCUGAUGAAGCCGGAGACCACCACCAACGCCACGGCCGAGUAUUUACAUCAGACGCUGACCUUAGUUGUCAGCGGGGCCACGUGCUUCCUGGAGAUGUGCUUCCGUCAUGCUCGUUCAGGAGUUCCAGAGGUUAUCAGUGGAUCUCUGGUAUCAACGGGCUACAAAGCCAAGACUCCGGGAUAAAGAGCCAGACUGCGGCAGCUUUCAUACUCUUGCAAAGUGAGUUGGACAACAGAAACUGGGGCAUGAAGGACAUUGUCCUCGUUCACCUGUAUGUGAGCAACAUGGAGGACUUUGGUCCACUCAACGAGGUGUACAAGAAACACUUUGGCACAAACCCUCCUGCCCGGGUGUGUGUCCAAGCCCCGCUACCUGCUGGCCAGCUGCUGCAGAUGGACUGUCUCCUCCAUGACUGGAGCAAGCCCCCGGCGGAAGACAGCUUUCAUCAGAGAGAGGCGUUGCACGUACAGAGUCUUUCUCACUGGGCACCCGCCAACAUCGGGCCCUACAGUCAAGCCCUCAGGGUGGAUGGUGACGUGUUCUGUGCGGGCCAGAUCGCACUGAUCCCCUGCACCAUGCAGCUGGUGAAGGCCGGCGCCAGCAAACAGGCUGUGUUGUGUUUCAGCCACGUCCAAAAGGUUCUGAGGGCCGUCGUCAGCUGUUUGACUCUGGGCCACGUGGUCCAGGCCCACUGUUACGCAACCAGACGCCAGGACAUCCCCGUCAUCCGGGCCGCAUGGGAGCGCAUGCUGGAGACUGCAGAAGAGGAUGUGAUUAUAGGGCCUGACAGUAAACCUGCUCCAUCACUGAUGCUGGUUGUAGUACCUGCUUUACCCAAAAGUGCUGCCGUCGAGCUCCACGUCACAGCCAUCCACGAUGACCCCAGCCUAAGGACUUCCUGUCACAUGACCACGAAGCUGGGUUUCGGCUGCAUAGAGUGUCACACUUUGACGUCUGCUGACCGAUGCGGCGCUUCCCUGUCCCUCCGCCUGUCCGUGCUCCACCCCGAGAUCAGCGCAGACGCCAGGGAGGUCACCCAAGCCAUCGCCUCGGCUUUUGCCAAAGCCCUGAAGAAGACUGAAGCCGUGCUGGUGCCACUUUGCGCACGGGUGUUCUACAAGUGCGACCACUUGCUGGGCUGGCGGGUUGUUGAAGGCCUUGAAGACACCUUGAAAAAGUCUCUAGGAGAGUCCAGUCCCGCUGUUGCCUUGGUUCCAGUUGUGGACUUGCCUGACUGCCUCAUCCUCCAUCUGUCCUGUUGGCUCAGCGCAUGAGAAGCACAGCCAGGAUCCGCAGUUCUGUCACAGGGGCUGACUCUUGAACAACGUGAUGAUCCAAACCACAAUGUGAUCUUGGUAUUUGGGCCUAGAAUCCAUCGAUUUAAAGGGGAACAUUAUCACCAGACCUAUGUAAGCGUCAAUAUAUACCUUGAUGUUGCAGAAAAAAGACCAUAUAUUUUUUUAACCGAUUUCCGAACUCUACAGGUAAAAGCCA